GAUCUGCAGCCGUAGUUCCCCUCCCCCAGGGGGCGCCCGGACCUGAGCGGGAUUGGAACCCAAAGGGAAAAUAAAGGAAAAUACAGCAGUUCUGAUAUGGCAGAGGUGAAGUCAAUGUUCCGCGAAGUCCUUCCCAAGCAAGGGCAGUUGUCUGUGGAAGAUGUGGCUACUAUGGUGCUGUGCAAACCCAAACUUCUGCCGCUAAAAUCUCUGACUCUUGAAAAAUUAGAGAAAAUGCAGCAAACAGCACAAGAAACUAUUCGCCAACAGGAAAUGGCAGAAAAGGAACAGCACCAAACAAACCAAUGAAUGAUUUAUUCAUCAAUUUUUGUUACUUUUACUUGCUGUAAUAAGUUUUUCGAAACAAUUCACAUUUGUUUGCUAAAGCUGUAAUUUAUAUUAAAGCUAAAAUUCAUUCAAAAUAAGUGGAUAAGUAGAAGAUCAUCAAAACAACAUAAUGAAUUUAAGCUUUUAUAAUUCCUAUUUUAGACUGUGGUCCAACUUUCACUUUGGCCAUAUUUUAUUUUAAUCUUUAGUACUGUUUCUGAAUUCUAAGUUCUACCACAAGAUUGCUAUUUGUCUAGGUGUUGUUCAGCAUUCUAUUUUUAGCAGUUUUAGAGAUCCAACAACCCAUAAAGUAUGUAAUUAACUUCAUGGAAAUUCUACACAUUGGCCUUUUGCAUGCUAUAUCAAGACUAAAAAUGAAGUUUUUUUUUUAAGUGUUUCGAGUGUGCAUAUUUGUUUUUCAAUGGAGAGUGUUGGGGAGAGAAAAGAAAUACUUAAAAAACAGAAUUAUGAAGAUACUACAUAAGCAUAUACAUACAUACACACAUAUUAUGUACAUGAACACAUACACACACAUAUAUAUAUUUGAAAAUACAUUAAAAUCACAUAAAAAAUAAGCUAAAUUUCUCUUUAAGGAUUCACCUGGGAAUCUGAAGAAGAGGAAGAACCUGAAUAGAUUUGUGAAAAAAGAUUUCAUGGUAGACUGCUUUUACUUUCAGAUGAUAAAAACCACCUAUAUUGUACACAAUGUUUUCAAAAAGAAGCCAUAGCCAAUCUUUCUUGGCCAGCAGGAGCAAAAUAAAUGUAGCAAUAUUCCUGAACAAUAAAA
Messenger RNA from Trichosurus vulpecula (common brushtail), 1114 nucleotides. RefSeq names its product BBSome interacting protein 1 (gene BBIP1). NCBI's taxonomy places the organism in Eukaryota, Metazoa, Chordata, Mammalia, Diprotodontia, Phalangeridae. The coding region runs from base 97 to 309 and encodes 70 amino acids. Gene Ontology annotation, cellular component: BBSome. The transcript is spliced from 3 exons. Gene Ontology annotation, biological process: receptor localization to non-motile cilium; cilium assembly. The record is from RefSeq and is a predicted model, not a curated record.